ACAGUGGGUGGAUGCGUUGUUUUCGCUGAUUGGUGCUGAUUGUAUUUGUAUUGAAAUUCUAGUGUCAUAUCAAGAAGUAUAUUAGAGUAAACUAACCGAAUAAAGAAGAGUAGGCUAUGAAGAUUUAUAAUAUUCAUAGUAAGCACUAAGCAGUUUCCAGAAGAAUCAGGAGGAUUGUGCCUAUUGCUAUUUUAGCACUGUUGUAUAUGCAAUAGUUAUUUUCUGUGUUGUGUUGUAACAAGAUAAUCUGUAAUUUUUUGAAUAUUUACGUCUGCAUUCUAAUUAUUCUUAAUUAAAUUGAGAUUGGACCUUUUAAUUGACUUUCGCUGAUCUUGAUUACCAACUGUACCUACUCGUAAAAAAAUAAAAUGUCUGAAAACAAUGAACCUCCACCACUUUUUGAUAAUGUAGAUAUUUUUGAUAAGGAUGAUGACAACGAUGAUUUAUUCACUUCUGCAGUUGAUGAUUUUGGUCAAGAGAAUAGUCAGCCUGCAAAACCUAUGUUAACAGAACUUCCCAAACUUCAACUUAAUUUUGAUAAAGACCAGCAACCAGCACCUACUCCUGUUGAAGAUUUUGACUCUGAUGAAAUUAAACUGCAGAGUCCAGAGCCAGCCACUAAAAAAGUACUACAGAUUAUGUCAGCUGAAAAUGCUGAGAAAGAAGGCGGAGAUCAGUUCUUGGAGAUCAGAGUGUCUGACACCAAUCGUGUCGGGGACGGCAUGGCGAGUUAUAUUGCUUACAAAAUUGAAACGCACACCAACAUUCCAUUGUUCAAAAAGAAAACUUCCUGUGUCCAGAGGCGUUUCAGUGACUUCCUUGGACUCCAUGACAAACUGGUAGAAAAAUACCUGCGGACUGGUCGGAUAAUACCGCCAGCACCGGAGAAAAAUGUUAUGGGAACAACCAAGGUGAAAAUGUCAGCCCAGAAUGAGCAAGGCUCCUCAUCAGAGUUUCUUGAACAGAGAAGGGCUGCUCUGGAGAGGUAUCUGAUUCGAACUGCUGCCCAUCCCACGUUCAAGGGGGACCCAGAUUUCCGAGAGUUCCUAGAAUCAGGUACUCCAACAUUUUCCACCAGAAAAUCUAGCUAGCAUGGCCAUGCACGA
Molecule: messenger RNA, 1106 nt
Organism: Homalodisca vitripennis (glassy-winged sharpshooter)
Lineage: Eukaryota; Metazoa; Arthropoda; Insecta; Hemiptera; Cicadellidae
Product: sorting nexin-2-like
Exons: 5
Coding region: 369-1091 (240 amino acids)
Biological process (GO): early endosome to Golgi transport
Cellular component (GO): endosome; endosome membrane
Molecular function (GO): phosphatidylinositol binding
Source: RefSeq, a predicted model, not a curated record